Molecule: messenger RNA, 4798 nt
Organism: Vigna unguiculata (cowpea)
Lineage: Eukaryota; Viridiplantae; Streptophyta; Magnoliopsida; Fabales; Fabaceae
Product: RNA helicase family protein
Cellular component (GO): intracellular anatomical structure
Molecular function (GO): ATP binding; RNA binding; helicase activity
Source: RefSeq, a predicted model, not a curated record
AUUUAGCCCAGCGGCGAUGUUUUGAUCGUGCGAAAACACUUUUCACAUUGAAGAAAAUAUGGCGCCGAAAAACAACAAGCUGAAGGCAAAGGCACAAUCCGGCCCGAAGCUUCAAAUUUCGGCCGAAAAUGAGAACCGCCUCCGCCGCCUCUUGCUCAACUCGGCCCGGCCCAACUCUGCGGCUGUCACUGCCACUGCCACCGCAACCGCAACCGCGACCGCGACCGCGACGGAGGGUACUCUAACCAAGGCCCAGAAGGCAAAGAAGCUCAAAGCCGUUUACGACAAGCUCUCUUGCGAAGGUUUCACCAAUCGUCAAAUCGAGCUCGCUCUCUCUGCUCUCAGGGAAGCUGCUACGUUUGAAUCAGCUCUUGAUUGGUUAUGCUUGAAUUUGCCGGGGAAUGAACUUCCGCUCAAGUUUUCUACUGGAACAUACAAUUAUAGCGAAGGGGGUUCUGUUGGUGUUAUAUCAAAUCAACCGAACAAUUCUACUCCAGCCGUGGAUCCAUCUAUCACAACUAAAGAAGAUGCUCCAGAAUCACCACUUUUAAUCAAGAGACAGUGGAAGGAUGAUACAUUAGAUUCUUGUCUACCAUCUCAGGCAGAUUGGAUCAGACAAUAUGUGGAGCUACAGGAAGAGGAUGAAUCCGAGACUUGGGAGGAUGACAUAUUUAUGGGAAAUAGUGCCACAAAAAAGAUUUAUGAACCUAGGCCUUAUGAUGUUAUUGCGAAGGAGUAUCUUGCUGCAAGAUUGGAGGCUACAAAAGCCAAGGAAGAAGGAAAAAAAAAACGCCAGGAGCAGGCAGGCCAUAUCAUCCGUAAACUGAAGCAAGAGUUGGCUGCUCUAGGAUUAUCAGAUGACAGUUUGUCCUUAGAACAUGGUCAUGAAAUCAGUUCUAACUUCAAAUCUGAGAGAGCAUCCACAGGUCAUGAGCCUGUUGAUUGCUUUAAAGAAAAAACUCCAUGUGACACUGAAGGAUUGGCUUCUGACAAAACAGCUGUUGAUGGAAGUGAUCUGGAGAGCCAUAGCAUGGUAGAGCAUCUUGUUAAGUCUGGUUCACCAGUUGUACUUGCUGAAAAAAAUUCUGCUCAAGGGGAGGUUGGAGACGUGGAGCUCGGUGGUUUGUUCUUGGAAGAUGAUUCAUCUAGUGAAAUGUUACCUCCUGAUAUUGUGAAAGUACAUAAGCAAGAAAAAAUUAGAAGACUAUCUGAGAAAAAUUUGGAUAAACUAGAAGGCAUUUGGAAGAAGGGGGACCCUCAAAAGAUUCCAAAGGCUGUUCUUCAUCAACUAUGCCAGAAAUCAGGGUGGGAGGCUCCAAAGUUCGAUAAAAUUGUUAGUAGAGGGAAGAGUUUCUCCUAUACUGUAAGUAUAUUGCGUAAAGCCAGUGGGAGGGGCAAAAAUCGAAAAGCUGGGGGCUUGGUCACACUUCAGUUGCCGGAUCAGAAUGAAACUGUUGAAUCUGCUGAGGAUGCACAGAAUAAAGUGGCAGCAUAUGCAUUGUACAAACUAUUUCCCGAGGUCCCAGUUCAUCUCCCAGUUACAGAACCUUAUGCAUCUUUUAUUCUGAAGUGGAUGGAAGGGGAAUCAUCAAGCAAUCUAGAAGACAGUGAGAAAGAUCAUAGAUCUGGAUUCGUGGAUUCAUUAUUAAAUGAUAGUAUUUCUGGUGCAACUGCAUUUGUUGAUGUUACAGAUUAUAAGUGUCCCGAAUACUUUGAUGGAGUCUAUGAAAAUAAUUGUUCAACCAUUGCCCAUCAUCAACAAUUUGCUCAAAGAGAAACAGAUAUCAAGGAAAUGGAGAGUGCUAAUUUGAGACAGAUGCAACAUAUUAAGAUGAGAACACCAAGAUACCAGGAUAUGCUGAAUCUUAGAGCUACACUUCCUAUUGCAGCUCUGAAGGGUGAUAUAUUGCAAUUGAUGAAGGAACAUGAUGUUCUUGUUGUUUGUGGGGAAACAGGCUCAGGAAAAACAACUCAGGUUCCACAAUUUAUAUUGGAUGACAUGAUUGAGUCAGGACAUGGUGGAUACUGUAAUAUAAUUUGCACACAACCACGGAGAAUAGCGGCUAUUUCUGUGGCUGAAAGGGUUGCUGAUGAGCGAUGUGAACCUUCACCAGGUUCACAUGGUUCUUUGAUUGGUUAUCAAGUUCGUCUUGACAGUGCCAGGAAUGAGAAAACAAGGCUUCUGUUUUGUACAACAGGCAUUGUUCUAAGAAAAUUGAUGGGGGAUCGAAGCUUGUCAGGCAUUACUCAUAUCAUCGUUGAUGAAGUUCAUGAGAGGUCCUUGUUGGGUGAUUUUCUUCUAAUUGUCCUAAAGAAUCUAAUUGAGAAGCAGUCAAGCAAAGGCUUUAGAAAACUGAAGAUCAUUCUAAUGUCUGCAACUGUUGAUUCAAGUUUAUUUUCAAGAUACUUCAGCAAUUGCCCUGUAGUUACUGCUGAAGGCAGGACUCAUCCAGUGACAACAUACUUUCUUGAGGAUAUAUAUGACAAGAUUGAGUAUCGACUUACUUCAGAUUCUGCAGCUUCUUUAACAAAUGGGGCAUUUCCCGGACGACAGAUUUUGCAGAGAGAUGUUGUGACAAAGAGCAGGGGUAGGAAGAAUCUAGUCUUAUCUGCUUGGGGUGAUGAGUCUCUGCUUUCUGAAGGACAAGUUAAUCCAUACUUUGUUCCAAGUUGUUAUGAGUUUUACAGUGAACAAACUCAACAAAAUAUGAAAAGAUUGAAUGAAGAUGUUAUUGAUUAUGAACUGCUUGAAGAUCUAAUAUGUUUCGUUGAUGAAACCUGUAGUGAGGGUGCCAUCCUUGUAUUCCUACCUGGAAUGUCGGAAAUAAACUAUUUACAUGAUAAGUUGGUUGCAUCUAGACAAUUUGGUGGGCCAUCUUCUGAAUGGAUUAUUCCUUUGCAUUCAACGGUUGCGUCAAGUGAACAGAAAAGGGUGUUUUUACGCCCUCCAGGAAAUAUACGUAAGGUUGUUAUAGCAACAAAUAUAGCAGAGACAAGCAUAACAAUAGAUGAUGUUAUAUAUGUAAUUGAUUGUGGAAAGCAUAAAGAGAAUCGCUACAAUCCUCAAAAGAAAUUGUCUAGCAUGGUAGAAGAUUGGAUUUCGCAAGCAAAUGCAAUGCAACGACGUGGUAGAGCUGGGCGUGUAAAACCUGGCAUUUGCUUUUGCUUAUACACUCGUCAUAGAUUUGAAAAGCUCAUGCGUCCAUAUCAGGUUCCAGAGAUGCUUCGGAUGCCAUUAGUGGAAUUGUGCUUGCAGAUUAAGUUACUGUCUUUUGGAUAUAUCAAACCAUUUUUGUUGGAGGCAUUGGAACCUCCCAAGGUUGAAGCAAUGGAUUCAGCAAUAUCUUUGUUGUACGAGGUUGGUGCUCUUGAAGGGGAUGAAGAACUCACACCUCUUGGUCAUCAUCUAGCAAAACUACCUGUGGAUGUAUUAAUUGGGAAGAUGCUUCUGUAUGGUGCGAUAUUUGGUUGUUUGUCUCCUAUUCUCUCUGUUGCUGCAUUUCUGAGUUACAAGUCUCCAUUUGUAUAUCCUAAGGACGAGAGGCAAAAUGUUGAAAGAGCAAAAUUGACACUGUUGAAUGAUAAGAUAGACGGGACUGGCAACACAAAUGAUAUUGAUCGACAAUCUGAUCACUUAUUGAUGAUGACAGCUUAUAAAAGGUGGCAGAGGAUUUUUACUGAGAAAGGAGCUAAAGCAGCACAGAAAUUCUGCAGUUCAGUUUUUCUGAGCAGCUCCGUAAUGUUUAUGAUAAGGGAGAUGAGGACGCAGUUUGGAACUUUGCUAGCAGAUAUUGGUCUCAUCACUCGUCCAAAAGAUUAUCAGAAACAUGGAAAAAAAAUAGGGAGUCUUGACGAUUGGCUUUCUGAUGCAUCACAACCAUUUAAUAUAUAUGCGCAUCAUUCGUCAGUUCUUAAGGCUAUAUUAUGUGCAGGUUUAUACCCCAAUGUAGCUGCUGGUGAACAUGGCAUUGUCGCAGCAGCUCUCAGCAGCCUUAAGCAGUCUUCUAGCUCUGCAAAUUCUCGUCAUACAGUCUGGUUUGAUGGAAGAAGAGAGGUUCAUAUUCACCCUUCAUCUAUCAACAGUAACUCAAAAGCAUUCCAGUACCCCUUUCUUGUCUUCCUUGAAAAGGUUGAAACAAACAAAGUAUUUCUUCGAGAUACUUCUGUCAUAUCUCCAUACUCCAUUUUGCUGUUCGGAGGGUCAAUCAAUGUCCAGCAUCAGACUGGUCAGGUCAUAAUUGAUGGAUGGUUGAAAUUGACAGCACCUGCCCAAGUAGCUGUCUUGUUCAAGGAGCUGCGAUUAGCUCUCGACUCCAUUAUGAAGGAGCUUAUCAGAAAGCCAGAGAAUGCAACUGGUCUGAAUAAUGAGAUCAUUAAAUCAAUCAUCACUCUGCUUUUGGAAGAAGGAAGCACGCAUCAAUGAUUGACUAUCAACUGUCAACUCAUGUGAGCAAACUCACUUCAUUCAAUUAAAGCUGCUCUGGUUAUCAAGCAUAGAAGGCUGAUUUCUACCUGAUAUAAUCUGCUAUUCAUCCCCUUUGAACCUGUUUAUUUCUUUGCUGUCUUUGGACGAGUUCAACCAUAAGGUUGACCAGACCUGCUCUUAGCUUUUAUGUCCUGUGUAAGGAAAUAGCAAGUUGUAUUUCUAGAUAGGCAAAAAUCAGACCUAGAUGCUACUAAUAUUUGUUUAGGUGUCGAUAACUGCUAUUGUCGAGACUGUUGUGGUUGCAAUCAUAUUACAAUACUUCGUGAAAUGCUAAAUCAGUAGCUGAAUUGAGGAGGCUACAUUUGUAAUCUA